AUGAGCUCAUUGUGGCGCGUGGAGGGGAAGGUGGUACUGGCAAUACAAUGGAGUGCGCAUACGUUUGAAGUUGAUCUUCGUUCUCAUGAUAUUCUCCAAUUCAGGAAUCCUCAUACUUGUGAACCUGGUGUCAGUGGAGAAAGACGUCUUAUUUACCUUGUAGUGAAGUGUUUAGCUGAUGUUGGAUUUCUCGGCUUUCCCAAUGCUGGAAAAUCUACAAUAAUUAGCGCAGUUGAGUUCACUUAUCUGCCUCGCUUGCUCACAUUUCAAUCUAGAUUACGCGUUGUCGUGCAACAGUCAGCCCGGAACCUUUCACGACAAAAGCCCCAAACAUCGGAACCAUCAAAUACACCGAUCGUCAAGUCUGAAAUCACUAUCGCUGAUCUUCCAGGCAUUAUUGAAGGGGCUCAUGCUGGAAUCGGAAUGGGAACGCGGUUUUUACAACAUGCUGAACGAACAAAAACCUUAGCGUUCAUCGUUGAUAUGUCAAAUGAACGGUUCCCGCCAUGGGAUGCCUUCUCUCUCUUGAGAAAGGAAGUUGAUAAAUAUUCUUCAAAAUUGUCAAACAAACCUUUCAUCGUUAUUGCGAACAAAUGCGAUAUUCGUCCGAAUGAGACUGUGCCAAAAAUUGAUAUUUUGUGGAAGUCGGUGAUAGAUUCCGCACCACAAGCAAUGGUCAUUCCAGUAAACAUUGUUCAUGUUGUUCUGUAG
Messenger RNA from Condylostylus longicornis, 711 nucleotides. RefSeq names its product GTPase Obg-like. The record is from RefSeq and is a predicted model, not a curated record. The coding region runs from base 1 to 711 and encodes 236 amino acids. Gene Ontology annotation, molecular function: GTPase activity; GTP binding. The transcript has 5 exons. NCBI's taxonomy places the organism in Eukaryota, Metazoa, Arthropoda, Insecta, Diptera, Dolichopodidae.